Nannospalax galili (Upper Galilee mountains blind mole rat) is the source of this 2924-nucleotide messenger RNA. RefSeq names its product Jupiter microtubule associated homolog 2 (gene Jpt2). NCBI's taxonomy places the organism in Eukaryota, Metazoa, Chordata, Mammalia, Rodentia, Spalacidae. The coding region runs from base 109 to 684 and encodes 191 amino acids. The transcript has 5 exons. The record is from RefSeq and is a predicted model, not a curated record. Gene Ontology annotation, cellular component: nucleus.
UGAUUGGCAUGGACGGCGUCCAGUGGGCUCGGGCGGGCCCGGGUACCUGCGCGGGGCCGAGCGGGAACUGCCGCGCGGCGGCUGAGGCAGCACGGGGCGGUGGCGGACAUGUUCCAGGGCGCGGAUGGCGAGGCUGGCGGAUCGAGCUCCAGAUCCAUGAAGUCCCCUAGAGGAGGGGAAUUAAGCAAUCUUUUUGGAAGCCCAGAAGAAGCUGUUCCUUCAAGCAAGCCUAAUAGGAUGGCAUCUAAUAUUUUUGGACCAACUGAAGAACCUCAAAACCUACCCAAGAGGACAAAUCCUCCAGGGGGGAAAGGAAGUGGUAUCUUUGAUGAAUCGACUCCUGUGCAGACUCGACAACGUCUGAACCCCCCUGGUGGGAAGACCAGUGACAUUUUUGGGUCCCCAGUCACUGCCACUGCACCCUUGGCACACCCAAAUAAGCCCAAGGAUCACAUUUUACUGUGUGAAGGCGAAGGCUCUAAAUCUGUCCUGAAAGCUGCAACAAGCUCCAUGCCCCGAGAAGAGCCGGGUAAGAAGGACAGCCCAAGAGAAGUGAAUCAUGCCAAGAUGCCGGAGCCCACACCCACAGUUGACAGCCAUGAGCCUAGGCUGGGCCCUCGGCCUCGUUCCCAUAACAAGGUCCUAAACCCACCAGGAGGCAAAUCCAGCAUCUCCUUCUAUUGAGAAGCUCCUGCUUUGCCUAUAGCCAGACCAGACACUCAGAGAUAGGGUAUUGAAUGUUAGCAUUUCCUUUAACCCAUGUGAGUCAGGGUGGGUGAGGGUUUGUCACAACUGGGGCUGGCUGCUCGUAGGCUUUAUUGCUAUGGAGAGAACUGCACAGAGGACUUGUGCCUUCCAGACUGUCAAAUAUAUCUGUGGGAAUAAAGUGAGAAUGGUGUCCAUUCUCCAGUUCUCUAUCUGGAGCAAAACUAUAAGAAGGGGGAGGGCAGGAGAAAUGGUGCCCAGUAGCAGGAGGAUUGGUGGGAACUACCUCAUCCUUGUAUUAGCAGUCUGCUGACUGAUUGGGCAUGUAGGAACAGUUGGAAAAAAAAAAAAAAAAAACCCAGAAUACCUGUCCCUUGUGGGAUGGUGGAGGAACACAUAAGCAAAAAAUUCUUAAGAUGGGGUAGUGUCUACAUUAAGCCCUCUCUUUCAGGAUGUGCUUAUCACCAAAAUGGCUUCCACUUCUGAGAGUACCUCUGAAAUCCAGUAUCUCCUUUUCCUUUUUCCCCUCAGUAUGUCAUGUCCUACACUUUUGAAACAUCCUGAUUGCUCUUUUUGGUAGCAGUCAAGAGGAACCAAACAGUUAUCCUCAAUCUUGUCCUGUGUGGAAGGUUUUAUACCCUGAUCCUCUUGAGUUGUCCUGUUCAUGCAUCUAAAACCAUAGCCAGGUCUCAAGUAGUAGACUGUCUUCCUCUGUAGGAGCUGACUUGGUUCUUGACGUGCCAGGUUUGCUUGUGGAUUGUUCCUUCUCUUGCUCUCAUUAGCCUUAAGUAUAGAUCUUUGUUCCUCACCAGUGAUGCCGAGUUUCCCAUCUAUGGCUCUUCCUAUACAUGAGGCCCCUGGCUUAUACAGGUCCUAAAACCUCAGCUGUGUCCUGGUGCUGUGUGUAUUUGUUUUUUUUCUUGCUUUGUUCCUGUAGUUGGUGGGAAGAGCUGCUAAAGGACCUUCAGGUGUUAGGUUGGUUUCUUUACCAACAUCUGAAAAGCUAUUCUUAAGUUUCAGGUACACCAAACUCAGAAGAGCUGUCUUGGUCACCUUUAAAAAGCUUUAGAUCUCUCUAUCAUGUUCAUAAACAUUGUUCCUUAGGCCUAAAGUCACAACUGUCAUUUGACAACAGUGAUACUGGGCUGGCAUAGUUACCUUACUUCAUCUGUCAGAGGUCCCUCCUGCUCUUCCCCACAGGGUUCCAGCUUUAGUUCCCUGCUUCCUUUCUGAUGGGCAUCUGUGAGAAGAGGUUCUGAGUGAUGCCACUUUUGCUUUGAGUGCCUACAAAGUUCAUAGCAGUUGUCAGUAAUGUCCUCACUAAAUUCUGGAAAAGCAACAACUCUACAGUCUCAUUCACACUGACCUGGAUGCUUUAAGUGCCUGCAAAAGCCACUUGCCAAGCUCUGUUUCCUAUACUUGGUCCAUGAGCGGUCUGUACAUGGCUUUGACAACCAGAGUUUUCUCCCUUUAGUUGGCCUGCAAACUGGAGCCAAGAAACUCUAUUCCAUGUGAUUCUGCAAGAACUCAAAUGUGUUGUGGUUCAAAGUCAUUAAUGAGAAUGUUGUUUGGAAUUCAGAGCAUUUAUUCCAUUUUCUUAAAUGUCAUAAAUGAUGUUUAUUUAACCCAGACACUAACUUGUUUAGCUUAUAAGGAAAUACUACAGUGCUAGAAAUGAAUCACCUUUUCUAACUUAAGUAGGAAAUUAUUUGUGAAUUCCAAAUUGGAUUGUCGAGAAGAAAUCUGACCUCACUCUGGUGUCCCUGGGGUUAGCCCAGUGAGAGGAAAGCUCCCAGCUCUAUCCCCAUCAGCAGUUGGUUUACUCAACUCCCCAUCUCCCCAUUUUCUCUUUUCUUUCUCAAGGCUGGGCUCAAGGCCUGAGCAAUCUCCUUUCCUAUAAGGAGCAAAUGGGAUAUUGCCCAACUGGGUCCAGUGGCACAUGGUUAUCACCUGCAUUUGGAAGGUGCUGUUUGCAUUAGGGACUGCCUGUAUGCGGACACAUGUUGUUCUCGCCCUCCAAGCUACAUUGAGAAAUUAUUAGUCUCAUUUUUAUUAAGCCUUAAAAUUUUUUAAGUGCAUUUGGUGCCAACAUUUUUCUAGAGCUGUAUCAGAACAAGAAACCUGUCUUUACAUCACAAUGCAAUUUUGAUAGGAAUCUUUUGUUAUUUUUAUGAGGCAGAAUUGGGUAUGACAUUUGAAUUAAACUUAGUAACCAUGUA